This is a messenger RNA of Xylona heveae TC161, 393 nucleotides long. RefSeq lists its product as hypothetical. The record is from RefSeq and is a predicted model, not a curated record. The transcript is spliced from 4 exons. The coding region runs from base 85 to 297 and encodes 70 amino acids. Lineage: Eukaryota; Fungi; Ascomycota; Xylonomycetes; Xylonales; Xylonaceae.
CACGGUUGAUAUGGCGGGAACACCCACCGACGAAUCUCUGAUACGAAGUUUUAGGAAGAGUUCAAACGGAGAUAUCUUGCUCAAAUGUUGUGGAUACUGUAUAGCCUACUGUCCAUAGGGAACACUCUAAGUGCGUCCAACUUCAACGCACUUUUGGGUCAUCUUUUCUUUUCCCAAAAGUCUUCGCCACUUUCGGCUGCUGCCCGAAGAUUACAAAAGAAGAAGUGGAGAAUUUGGCGGUCAACUAUUGUGUGGUACUCACGACGCAUGCCUAGCAGCCCUUUACCCUAUGGUUGACAGGGAUCGUCAGUCUAGGCUGAGGCAUUUUCUAGGGACCUUCAUACCAUCACACAGCAAAGUCUCCUCGUUGGCGAAGAAAAAUUUCCAUGUCAA